Messenger RNA from Orbilia oligospora ATCC 24927, 1404 nucleotides. RefSeq lists its product as uncharacterized. Lineage: Eukaryota; Fungi; Ascomycota; Orbiliomycetes; Orbiliales; Orbiliaceae. The coding region runs from base 1 to 1404 and encodes 467 amino acids. The transcript has a single exon. The record is from RefSeq and is a predicted model, not a curated record.
AUGUCGAAGAACACGAGGGCUAAUGUGCCUACGUAUACACAUGCAUACCUUCCACGAUGGCGCGACGACGAGGGGCUUCCAAGACUAUCUGACCCUCUUCUGGCCCCCAAGCACGGGAAGGCAGGGCCACCACCCCCGCCGUCGUUACCAAUAAAAUAUCCGUUACCGACAAAUAAAAUUUGUAUCUGGAAUCGAUUAAAGUUGUCUUUUUACGUUGUAAUCAUCACUCUAUCACGACACUACGACUUGGGUUGUAAUAAUCCAAUGGACCAGGCUCGGGGAAACAUCCAAAUACUCCUCAACGAGCUUUACUUCGAGGAAACCGUUGAAAUAGCAGCCUAUAUCGAAGAGACUGGGGAUACUAAAUAUGAUUUUCAGCUGACUCCGGAAACCAUACAGCGACUUUGCUCUAAAAGCCACAAGUUCCCAGCCUAUAACCGCCUUUUUGACGCCCUCAGGGCUCUGGGACUUUCUGUACCACUUUGGUGUGUUCUUCGUGAUGUAUACAUCGAUGGAAGGGUUCCAGGACAACCUCAAUUCAAAUUACCUUUGCCCGGCCAGUACGAUCGAGAUGCGAAAGAAUAUGCGGACGCGUUUUACUCGGAGGAGGAGAUGGAAUUUGGAAAGAGGGAUAUGCUAAGAGAGUUAGCAAAUUAUGCGCAUUGGAUGAUGUAUAGCGUCGCUGCAUCGGAAAGGCGCUCCAGGGAACAGAGUGCUGCAGCCGCGAGAAAGGCCCGAGAACAGGAGAAAAGGCCUGCGCAAGAUGAGCCUCCGAAGUUGGACACUCCUGACGUCGACUUUAGCAAAUUUAUUAAAGCGCGUUACCUUAAAGAUGGUAAGGACCACGGCACCAAGUCCGAGAAGAAGGGUAACGCCUCCGGAGGGGAGGUCAGAGUGGUUCAACAGACACUUAACUUUAACGUUAAUCCCACUUCUACUUCGUCUGUCCAACCGGAUGUUAAUGCUACUGCUACAACUCCCAAUCCUGGCUCCUCUAACGCCACUAGACCCUCCACGACCGUAGGUCCUCCUAACGCCGCUGGACCCUCCGGCAGACCGCCCACCGCCCAACAAGGUGACAACCAUCCAGCCCAACAAAUAAGUACUACUGCCUCCCAGUCCACCAAUCCUCCUGUUGAAGGAAACCAUAAUACCCUUGUUGAAGGGAGACUUAACAGCCUCACCACUGGGACCGAUAACAAUCUCGUAGGAGGGAGUGACAACGCUCUAGCCCAGGGAGCUAUUGAUUCUCUCGUUCAAGGGGAGGUUACUCCUUCGACGGCGCAGAGUCUUAACUUUAUCUUUAAUCGGACUUUUAACAUGCCCGCGAGCCAACAGACUGAUUUUUAUACUUCUUCUUCCACCCAGGAUAUGAUUGAUCUAUCAGUACAAGAUCUAAAUUGA